Messenger RNA from Apis mellifera (honey bee), 3966 nucleotides. RefSeq names its product DNA-directed RNA polymerase, mitochondrial (gene mtRNApol). Gene Ontology annotation, biological process: mitochondrial transcription. The record is from RefSeq and is a predicted model, not a curated record. Gene Ontology annotation, cellular component: mitochondrial DNA-directed RNA polymerase complex. The transcript has 18 exons. NCBI's taxonomy places the organism in Eukaryota, Metazoa, Arthropoda, Insecta, Hymenoptera, Apidae. Bases 193 to 3900 code for a protein of 1235 amino acids. Gene Ontology annotation, molecular function: DNA-directed RNA polymerase activity; protein binding; mitochondrial promoter sequence-specific DNA binding.
CAUCUAUUAAUUAAAUGAUCGUUUUAUUUGUGACUAUAUGUAAGAUUAUUCGAUUUUCAUAGGUUAUGUUAGUUUAUAGGUUAUGUGUAUAAUGAUUGUUUCUGCAUAUAAAUUUGCUUCUAUUACUUUAUGUAAUAUUAUUUCUGAAAUGAUUAAUUAUUACAUAAAUAGUGAAUAAUUUUAUGUAAUCAUAUGAAAAUGUAUAAACUUUUGGCAACACGAGUUACAAAACGAAUAUCUUCACAUGGUGUUUAUUUUGUAUCAAAACAUAUAAUUGUGCAGCGAUCAACGCAUUUGUGUUCUUUCUGUAAUUUUUAUCAUGGAAGAAUAUCAAAAUUUUUAAAACAUCAUCAAGUUCAUACUUAUGCUACAACAGCAAAUGUAUUAGAUAAUUUAUCAAAAAAGAAAAAAAUUAAGGAAAGGACAAAAAAUUAUGCUGAAUUAUUAGCAGUAACAAAUAAAACGGCAAGUAAUAAAAGGACUGAAGUACAAAAAUUAACAGCACGUGAUUUGUCCAUGUUUGUUAAUAACACUAAUACUAUAAAUAAUUCAAAUAAUGAUAAAGACUCUACAUUUAAUCAUACUCUUAAUUUAAAAUUUACUGAAGAUUAUCAUGAUUUUUAUGAUAAUGAAAUUUAUUUAAAUUUUGAAAAUAAUGUAGAUAUAGUUAUUGAUAAUGAAAAUGAAAUAAAAAAUUACAAAAAUUUUUAUAAUAAAAAGAAAAAUAACUCAAAUGUUUGUAAUGAAACUAAAAAUAAUUUUAUUAAAAAGAAUAAAUUAAUAAAAAGUAAGGAGAUUAACAAUUUAAAUAAAAAUAUUUCAGGAAAUUUUUGUUCAUUACAUAAAACCGCAAAUAAUAAAUAUAAAAUAGAAAAUUAUGUUAAAAAUUUAAUAGUACAUUUACAAAUUUAUUUGAAUUGUGGUUUAUUAAAUAGAGCAAAUAAUUUAUUAAUGAAAUAUAGGAAGAAAUAUAUUCAAAAUUAUGAUAAAAACAUUGAACUUUAUAAUAUGCUUUUGGAAGCUUAUGCUUCUAGAAGAAAAGUAACAAAAGUUUUAGAGUUAUAUGAUAUGAUAAAAGAAGAUUCCUUAACUCCAACACCACAAACUUAUGUAUACAUAUUUGAUGUUUUGAUGAGAGGAUCUGCAAGUAAUCAAAGUGAACUAUUAAAAAAAUUUAAUGAUGAAAUGAAUAAUUAUAAUAUAUCUUUCAGUGACAUCAUUAAUAAAUCAUAUUUUAAAAAUGAUCAACAAGAAAAUGUAUUAAAAGCAAUUAGUAUAUUAAUACCAAAUUUUAAUCAUUCUUUUAUAAAUAUAGAUACAACAUACAAUUGUAAUUUUUUAAACCAAAUUCCAAUGUCAAAUAAUUAUGAAAGUCCAGCGAAAAAUUUAUUAACUAAUAAAGAAUUAAAAGAACUCUUAAAAAUACAACUUGAAAAUGAAUUAGCAAUUGAAGUACAGAUACCAAGUAUUAAAGUAAAUGAAAAAAAUAUAAAUACUGAUAUAAAGAAGAGAAUUACGGAAAUAGAAAAUCAUUGGAAAAAAGUAGCAUUUAUAGCUUUUGAAAAAAAUUUAAAAUGUUUAAAACAAAAGGAAUGCCAACAAUAUUCUAAUUUGAUGGUUUUAUAUCCAUUUUUAGAAGUUUUGGAUAAAGAACACUAUAUAAAUGCUAUAUUGCGAGAAAUUAGACAAUUAGCCAUAGGAUCCGAUACUUAUAGUACAUCUCUUAAAUUAUUAUAUGUAACAAUAGGAAAAUAUAUUUAUAGAAAAUAUGAGAUUGAAACAAAAAAAAAAACUGGAAUUUUAGAUAAAAUAAUUAGUAUUUAUUUAAAAUAUCUUAAGUGGUAUUUAUAUCCUAAAAAUAAUACUUUAAGUAAUAUGAAUAAUCGCACUAUGUGGCAAUAUUUUAAAUGUAAAGAAAUAAAAUAUGAUGAAUCUUUAAAUACUAUUUGUUUAGAAUGGCCUAUGGAUGUAAUUACAAAUAUUGGUAAAUUUUUAUAUAAAAUUAUUUUGAAUGAUAUAAUGCUUCAACCUGAGAUGUUAAAAGGGCAAGAUAUAAAACAUUCUAUUCCUGCAUUUUAUACAUUGUUUAGAAAUAAAGGAAAUUAUUUAUCAGAACAGAUUAAACCUCAUCCUUUUUUAUCAAAAUUAUAUAAAAAAUUACAUAUGGAAACAUUAACAUUUGAUGUACGUCUUUUACCUUCUUAUAGUCCACCACUUCCAUGGACUUCGAUACAUUCAGGAGGAUAUCUUAUAACAAAAACCAACUUUAUAAGAUCUCCCAUUGAGCAUCAAUUUCAAAAUAUAAAAUCUAAACAAUUAUUUCCUGUAUUUGAUUCAUUGAAUCAAAUUAGUUCUAUUCCAUGGAAAAUUAACACUGCUAUACUUGAUAUUGUAAUUAAGAUUUUCCAAGAUGGUGGUUCUGUUGAAUUAAAUGUUCCUCAAUCAGUUUCUGUAUUAUCUCCACCAUGUUCCUUAAAUAAAAAUGCUACUAUUGAAGAGAAGCAACAAAUAGCAAUAGCUAUAGCCCAAUAUAAACAAAAAAAGAAAGAUAUGUAUGCUCUAUGGUGUGACACUCUUUAUAAGCUAUCUAUUGCUAAUCAUUUUAGAAACAAAAUAUUUUGGCUACCAUAUAAUUUGGAUUUUAGAGGAAGAGUUUAUCCAAUUCCUCCUUAUUUAAAUCAUUUAUCAUCUGAUUUGGGUCGUUCUUUACUUUUAUUUGCAAAAGGAAAACCUUUAGGACCAAAUGGAAUAAAUUGGUUAAAAUUACAUGUUAUUAAUUUAACUAAUUUUAAAAAGGGAAGUUCUCUUAAAGAACGUCUUGAAUAUGCAGAUCAAAAUAUGGAUAAUAUAAUAGAUAGUGCUACUAAACCUUUAACUGGUAAAAUGUGGUGGAAGCAAUCAGAAGAACCAUGGCAAACUUUAGCUGGAUGUAUAGAAAUAGCAAAUGCAUUAAAAUCACCAAAUAUAGAAAAAUAUAUAACUUCGUUUCCAGUACAUCAAGAUGGAAGUUGUAAUGGACUGCAACAUUAUGCAGCUCUUGGUAAAGAUCAAAUUGGUGCAGAAAGUGUUAAUUUAUAUCCAUUUGAUGUUCCUAAAGAUGUAUAUUCUGAAGUUGUAUCAAUUAUUGAAAAUCGACGACAAAUUGAUGCAGAAAAUAACGUUAAGGUUGCGCAAUUAUUAGAAGGAUUUAUAAAAAGAAAAAUAAUAAAACAAACAGUAAUGACAACAGUAUAUGGUGUAACAAAAUAUGGUGCAAAACAUCAAAUAGCAAGACAGUUACGAGAUACACCAAAUUUUCCGCAAGAAUAUAUUUGGCCUGCUAGUAUUUAUUUGACUGAAUGUACAUUUCACAGUUUACGAAAAAUGUUCAAAAGUGCAAGAGAAAUUCAAGAUUGGUUUACAGAAUGUGCUCGAAUUAUUUCUUCUAUUUGUUGUGAAAAUGUGGAAUGGAUUACUCCAUUAGGUCUUCCUAUUAUACAACCUUAUACGAAGAAAUUAAAUAAAUAUGUUAAAAUAAAUGGAAAAUGUGAUACAAUAAAACAGCGGAAUGCAUUUGCACCAAAUUUUAUACAUUCUUUGGAUUCUACUCAUAUGAUGCUUACUAGUUUACAUUGCAAUUCACAAAAUAUUACUUUUGUCUCAGUACAUGAUUGCUUUUGGACUCAUCCUUGUACUGUAGAUGCUAUGAACAAAAUAUGUAGAGAACAAUUUGUAACUCUUCAUUCUAAUCCUAUCCUUGAAGAUUUAAGUAAAUUUUUCAUCAAACGAUAUUUAUCAUUUUAUAAAGAACUAAACUAUGAAACUGAUUUAAAAAAAAUUCACAAAUGUUUAUCUAAUAUACCAUCAAAAGGUACUUUUGAUAUUCAUAAUGUUUUGUCAUCUACUUAUUUUUUUAAUUAAAUUUUUACAAAUCUUAAAUAUUUUAUGUAUAAUGAUAAUAAAAAUAAAUUAUAAUUUAAAAUAUAA